Molecule: messenger RNA, 415 nt
Organism: Cotesia congregata
Lineage: Eukaryota; Metazoa; Arthropoda; Insecta; Hymenoptera; Braconidae
Source: the annotation of a GenBank genome assembly
GAGUUUCAAUUUGGGAUCUUCUCAUGAGCAGACAGAAAGUUUUGACAUGCCAACUGGUGCUUAUGGUGCUCCAGAUCCAAUGAUUCACGGAUUGGCAAACCCACGUCAAAAUCUUGGAGUCAGUCAUCCUCUUGAAACUUCAGAACGCAAUUUCCAUCAAAAUCGUUUACAACGUGAAAUGGUCUUAAUGAGAAACAUCCAGGGUCUUCAUGCUCCAAUCCGUUUAGCAAUGGAACUGAAAGCCGCUGACCAGGUUGGCCGACACCCAUUCUUGCCAUCGUCAAACGUCAUGCGUGACGUUUUGCUAGCACGUGACGAAGAAAUUGGAUUUGAGGAUAUACUGAACCCAGUUGAGUUCAGAGAGCAAAUGCUCCAGCCUCACGCAGUUGUGGAGAAAAAAUUGAGAUUGUUAUAA